Messenger RNA from Mandrillus leucophaeus (drill), 1088 nucleotides. RefSeq names its product alkaline ceramidase 2 (gene ACER2). Gene Ontology annotation, molecular function: hydrolase activity, acting on carbon-nitrogen (but not peptide) bonds, in linear amides. Gene Ontology annotation, cellular component: membrane. Lineage: Eukaryota; Metazoa; Chordata; Mammalia; Primates; Cercopithecidae. The coding region runs from base 126 to 953 and encodes 275 amino acids. The transcript is spliced from 6 exons. The record is from RefSeq and is a predicted model, not a curated record. Gene Ontology annotation, biological process: ceramide metabolic process.
UCCGGCGGCUGCCCGGUACUUCAUAAAGCCGCUGUCGCCGCGGGCUGUCGCCGCGGUUUGCCUCUGCAGCAGCUCUGGGCUCUUCUCGGCUGCGGGAGCAGCUGCUCCAAUGCUCCAGGGUGGCCAUGGGCGCCCCGCACUGGUGGGACCAGUUGCAGGCUGGCAGCUCGGAGGUGGACUGGUGCGAGGACAACUACACCAUCGUGCCUGCUAUCGCCGAGUUCUACAACACGAUCAGCAAUGUCUUAUUUUUCAUUUUACCACCCAUCUGCAUGUGCUUGUUUCGUCAGUAUGCAACAUGCUUCAACAGCGGCAUCUACUUAAUCUGGACUCUUUUAGUUGUAGUGGGAAUUGGAUCCGUCUACUUCCAUGCAACCCUUAGUUUCCUGGGUCAGAUGCUUGAUGAACUUGCAAUCCUUUGGGUUCUGAUGUGUGCUUUGGCCAUGUGGUUCCCCAGAAGGUAUCUACCAAAGAUCUUUCGGAAUGACCGGGGCAGGUUCAAGGUGGUGGUCUGUGUCCUGUCUGCAGUUACGACGUGCCUGGCAUUUGUCAAGCCUGCCAUCAACAACAUCUCUCUGAUGACCCUGGGAGUUCCUUGCACUGCACUGCUCAUCGCAGAGCUAAAGAGAUGUGACAACGUGCGUGUGUUUAAGCUGGGCCUCUUCUCGGGCCUCUGGUGGACCCUGGCCCUGUUCUGCUGGAUCAGUGACCGAGCUUUCUGCGAGCUGCUGUCGUCCUUCAACUUCCCCUACCUGCACUGCGUGUGGCACAUCCUCAUAUGCCUUGCUGCCUACCUGGGCUGUGUAUGCUUUGCCUACUUUGAUGCUGCCUCAGAGAUUCCUGAGCAAGGCCCUGUCAUCAAGUUCUGGCCCAGCGAGAAAUGGGCCUUCAUUGGUGUCCCCUACGUGUCCCUUCUGUGUGCCAACAAGAAAUCAUCAGUCAAGAUCACGUGAUGGCAAGGUGGUGGCUGGCUUCUCUGCUUAUCGCCCCUCAUGCAGUGGGCUUCCUUUGCUAGGAAGACAGCCAAGGGAUUUCGAAGAGUUGGGAUGUGGGCUAUCUUUUCAAAAAUCUGUUUGCUGAGGCUCUCA